This is a messenger RNA of Penaeus chinensis, 3076 nucleotides long. Its product is annotated as ubiquitin-like protein 4A. The transcript has 4 exons. Gene Ontology annotation, biological process: post-translational protein targeting to endoplasmic reticulum membrane. The record is from RefSeq and is a predicted model, not a curated record. NCBI's taxonomy places the organism in Eukaryota, Metazoa, Arthropoda, Malacostraca, Decapoda, Penaeidae. Bases 109 to 555 code for a protein of 148 amino acids. Gene Ontology annotation, molecular function: protein binding.
UUUACCUUCACGAACGCAUGCUUCCAGACGGUCUCGUAAACAGAAGUAAAUUUCCUCUAAAGUGGCUUUUCCUACUGCGAUAAUAUCCUUAUCUCUAAAUACAGAACAAUGAAAGUAACGGUGAAAAUAUUACAGGGGAGUGAGUGUAGUCUAGAGGUAUCUGGAACUACUAGAAUUCGUGAUCUAAAGGAUAAAGUUGAAAUAAUCCUUAACAUAUCACCAAGCGCGCAGAGACUUGUAUUUAGAGGCAAAACACUGACAGACGAGACCUCCCUAGAAGAAGCCGGCAUAACUGAUGGAGCGAAGAUUCACCUCAUGGUCAAAAAGGGAGAGCUGUCAUCCCCGUCCCUCGGUGCGAGCUCUUCGAAUAGUGUAUCAUCCACUCCCACCGUUGAUUUCUUCGCACAGUUAGACACCUUCCUUCGGAAACAUUUAACUCAAGAACAGACCACGCAGGUUGUCAAUGAGUUCAGAAAGAAUUGCCAAUUAAUGGUGGACAGUAUGAACUUCGACGACAUUGAAAGAUUCGCAGCAAGUAACUUCACAGAAUUUUAAUUAGGAACAUUUUUUAUAGUUCAUUUUUUUGUGAAGGGAGUGCUGAUUUCAUAUCAAUGAACACAGUGUGAUCAGUGUAUCAUAUUAAAAAGCCGUUUUUGUAACAGUAUGAUAUAUGUUACUGAGAAGUUCUAGUGUAUCUCUGAAUCACAAUGUAUGUAGUGCUGGUUUAUUUUCUGGAAAAAGGAGAAAAGACCAUGAAUAUUUUUUCAUUAUUGUAAUCAGUUGUAUUCAUUUGUGUCAUUUGAAGUGAUUUCAUUUUCUCCAAGUGUUAUUGUGUGAAUGUUUGUGCAGUCGUGUAGAACCAUGUACCAAACUUGCCUCUUCCUAAGUGUAUUAGGGCCAUUGAUAGUAUAUGUAAGUCAAAUGCAGUAAAAGCUUUGUUUUCAGAUAAUAUUAAUAAAGUGCAAAUUUUGUAUAUUUAGGAGGAAUGUUUUUAAAGAUAAUGCUUAGCUUUAAAAGAGUAAACCAAUCUGUGGUGGCUUACACUAUGAUGAUUGUUCAAGCAGGGUAAGAGAUAUAAUUGAAUGUUUACUGGUUAAAAAGCAAAAUAAAUGUGCUAGACAUCAAAGAAAUAAUUGAAGCAUUAUUGUGAAUUGUGAUUACAUUUAGAAUUAUACAGUGGAAGGAUAUUUUUUUUCAGAAUAUCUUUUAUGGUCUUAUUAUGUAACUGCCACAAUGCAUAGAUGAAAGUAGCAAGUUUGAGAUAUAUAUUUUUUUUUAUCCUUUUUUGGCUCAUUUCUUUAAACAUUCAUACAUUGUGUGUGAAUUCUUUGUCUGCUGAAGGGUUGUUAGCAUAAGAAGAUGGAAGUUGGAAAAAUAUAUUGGAGAAUAAUAUAUGAGACUAAAAUAAGAAUUCACUUAUCUUGCUUGUGAGAUGACAGGGGAGUGUUGGUCACAUGGUUGGAAACAGGUGUAAGCCUUAUACCAAAUACUGUUUCUUUAUUUAGAUCAUGGAACUAUGAUUGAGUGAACUGGCAUUAAAGAGGAUUCAGCCUAUUUAUAGUGGAGUAAAGAAGAAAAAUGAUAAUAUAGUAUUAUUGCCAAGAUAUUAUUUUUUUGUGUAAAAUUGUAAAACAUUAAACAAUCAUUUAUUUAUGUUAUGGAAAGAACAUGAUUGUAACUCAGGUUUUAGAUUUUUUGGGGGAUAAAGUAUGUAGCACUUUGUAUCCAAAUGUCUUUUAAAGAGCAGACAUGUUAAUUUCUUACACUUAAAUUAUAGUUAACAAGAAUUGUAAGGAACUAGAUAUGGUUAUUAACAAACAAGUAUUGAUUUGGUAGAUAAAUCUUACUGCACAUAGUUUGCUCAAGAAUCCUUAUGUUUAAUUUUCACUUCACUUAUAUCUUGAAUUCAGUUUUGGCCCUUUCAGUCUUCAACUUUACUCUACAAAUGUCCUUUUAGAAUAUAGAUAAAAAAUGUGAUGUGAAAAAAAUCCUACUGUCAUCACUUUUGUCCUUUCAGAUAUAAAUUCAGAUAUACUUUUCUUUUCUCAUGAGUAUGCAAAGUUCAUUACACUGCAACUUUAAAGAAAUUCUUAGAUUUUAUUUUGUGGAACUAAAUGCUUGGUCAGUAUAUUAAAGGCAAGGAAAAUCUUUAAUAUCACGCCUGGUGCUGCAACAGAUCAGGUAUGUGAAGAUUUUGCAGACGAUGAAGACAAAUGAUUUUCUUUAUACAUUUUCCCCCUCUUAGAUUUGCGGUACAGUACGUGUUAAGGUAACCCCACUUAUUUAUUUAUUUUUUUAUUUUAAGAAAUAAGUACAGUACAUUUCUUUUCUGAUAUUUUGCUUAGCUCAUUUGUAUAUAUAAAAUUUGAGGCAUGUAUUCAGAUUUCCUCCUGGACCAUAUAUAUAUAAAUAUAUAUGUGUGUAUAACUUUGUGAUGUUCUGUUUCUUAUAGGCACUGUCAUUUUCUUCUUAAGGCACUUUUUUUUUUUCUGUGUUUUGUUAAAAAAAAAUAACUGACAGACUUUUAGUAUAUAAAUAAGUUUGUGUGAGAAGAAGUAUUUUCAGAAAGUGAGGUGAAAUGAGUAAAGUUUUCUCAGUAGAAAAAUAUUUAAAUGAAAAUAUUUGGUCUUGUUACAAAGUGUGAAAGGAUAAAAUGUUGAACAAGAACUUUAAAGUGGGAGGAAAUACACAAGAAUGCAGGUACAAGUUUCAUAUUACAGGAGGAAAAUAAAUUAGAAUUUCCAGUCAUGGCAAAAUUGUAUAUCCUGUGGAAGAGAAGGAAUGGUAAAUAAUGAACUAUACAGAACUGCAUAUGUGGGCUUGAAUUACAUUGUUUAUGCCCUGCGAAAUGUUGAGAUAUAAUUUUUACUUCUUAUACAAAUGACAACAUAGUGUAAAAGUUAGGCCUCUAAAGCAAUCAUAGUUUCAUGUCAAGUGUUAAAUAUCCUUGAUGUUGAAAGUAUGGUUUUAUGUUUUAGUCUUGUUUCAGCAUAUUGAGUAUAUACAAUGAAAGUAUAAGAGACUGUAUUGUUAUUUUUGGGAAAAAUAAAAGCAUUUUCAACCUGCACCAAUUAUU